Molecule: messenger RNA, 2288 nt
Organism: Sphaeramia orbicularis (orbiculate cardinalfish)
Lineage: Eukaryota; Metazoa; Chordata; Actinopteri; Kurtiformes; Apogonidae
Gene: slc61a1
Product: major facilitator superfamily domain containing 5
Biological process (GO): molybdate ion transport
Cellular component (GO): membrane
Molecular function (GO): molybdate ion transmembrane transporter activity
Source: RefSeq, a predicted model, not a curated record
GUCUGUUGUUGUUACCCAUUCACGUCUGCUAGCAGAGGCACACUUAUCUCCAACUGCUAUUUUCCGUGUUUUUGUCCCUACAUAGUACGUUGAUAACGAAUAACAAAAAUAUGGGAACGCAUUCAAAUGGCAUGGUGCUGAGGAAUACAACUAAAAGAGCUGAAAACAGAGACGAGACACAGGUUUGACCUCCACUGGUUUCAGUUUUUCGCACCAUGUUGGUGACAGCAUAUCUUGCCAUUGUGUUCCUGCUUGCCCUGUGUGUUGGCCUAGAAGUCACAGCACGGCGCUUCACACCGCCUCAGCCGACACCAUCUGCUGUAGCCAACCCAGCCUUCCGUCGCUUCCAGAGUGUCUUCCUCCGGGCGUACCUGUUGGCUCUGUGGGCAGACUGGCUCCAGGGUCCUUACCUCUACAAACUGUACCGCCACUACAGCUUCCUGGAAUCUCAGAUAGCCAUUUUAUACGUGUGUGGCCUGGCUGCCAGUGUUCUGUUUGCUCCUUUUUCAGGCUGGCUGCCUCAGGCUUUGGGCCGUAGACUAACAUGUCUUCUCUUCUGCCUGUCUUACUCUGCUUGUUGUCUCACCAAGCUGUCCAGAGAUUACUUUGUUUUGAUUGUAGGCCGUGUCCUUGGGGGUCUGUCUACAUCCCUGCUGUCUACCACAUUUGAAUCCUGGUGGCACCGUCAUGUCGAUGUCCAUGAUUUUCCCAAGGAGUGGAAUCCCCAGCCUCUCACCAAAGUAGCUACCUGGAACCAUGGGCUGGCUGUGGGAGCAGGACUGGUGGCUAACUUGCUGGCUGAGUGGCUCAACCUCGGACCUGUGGCUCCCUUCCUCCUGGCUGUUCCCAUGUUUGGUGGCGUGGGCUGGGUAGUUCUGACAGACUGGGGCAGGGAAGAGGCUGAAGGAGGACUAGAGGGAGACAAACAGACGCUGGUGCUUGGUACUACAAAUACAGGUGUGGUGCGUUUGUCUGCAAAAGCACGAUUUUCACGUAGCUGCCAAGAUGGUCUGCGCUGUUUGCUCACAGACAGGAGAGUAAUGCUCUUGGGUGGGGUGCAGGCUCUGUUCGAGAGUGUCCUCUACAUCUUUGUUUUUCUGUGGACUCCUGUUCUGGACCCUCAUGCUCCUCUAGGAAGUUUCUCUUGCCUAAUGGCUGCCAGCAUGGUCGGCUCCUUAUUGUACCUAGCCACCUCUACACGCUACCGUCUACAGCCUGGACAUGUGCUCUGCCUUGCUGUUCUGAUGGCCUUCUUCUCAUUCUUCAUGCUGACCUUCUCCACUGCACCAGGACAGCCAAGGCCCCAAGAAUCAUUUCUGGCCUUUCUGCUUCUAGAGCUGGCAUGUGGUCUCUACUUCCUCGUGAGCUUUCUCCAGGGCAGGAUUAUCCCAGAGGAGAAGCGGGGUGGUGUUCUGGCCUGGUUCCGGCUGCCUCUUCACCUUCUGGCCUGUCUCGGACUGCUCGCGCUCCAUGGGGAGGUGUCCGGUACGGGAGGAGGGGAGGGUGGCGGCGGUACACGGCACAUGUUCGGAGGCUGCGCCGUCAUGAUGUUGGCGGCUUUGAUGGCUGUUGUCAGUCUGUUCACUUUGGGUAGAAAUGACACAGAUCUGAGACUUGAAGGAACAAGAGGUGAAGGGGAGAUGUACUAAAGAGACAGCACUAAUGUUCACUUUUUGCUUGAGUGGUUACAAGUGGUUUUGUUGUAUGUGUGUGUGAGUGUGUGUGUGUGACUGAAAGUUGUUUUACUGGAGUAGUCAGACAUAAGCAUUCUGCCAAAAAGUUUUGUUAGACUCUUCUUCGCAAGUUAAUUACAUGUUUUUUCCAAUUUAUUUUUUCCAUGAUAUAUCUUUAGUUUUUGGGAGCUUUUUUUUUUAAACACAUUGACAUUUCUAUCUUCAUUUGGGAACUUAUGUGCUGGUGAUCUGUCAGCCAUGUCCACAGCUUCUGUAUCAUUCCAUAAACCAUCCUAAAUACGACAGAAGUGCUUAAGUAUGUGAGUUACCACAGUAAUGAUGUGUUCAUGUAUUUUUAGUAUAAUGACAUAAAUCUGUCGAAAGAAAUGUGCAAGUUUACAUGAGGACAUAAUGAAAUAUAUCCAAGAAAAUGUACUACAAUGUGACAUUUCUUGCCAAUUCUUAGAUUUACUUUUAAUGUCUUUAUUUUUAUUUUAGUUUUUCAAAAGGUCAAUGGAGGGUCCUAUUUCAUAUGGUUGUUUCUGCAUCAUUUCUAUUUUCUGUUUCAUCUGAACACUUGUCACGUACAUGUUAAAUAAAAAAGAUAUUCUUCAA